UCAUCAUCACCGCUACCUUCACUGCCAUCAGCAUCAUCAUCAUCAACAUCAUCAUCCUGCCUUCGCCUGGCAGGUUCCUGGCGGCGUAGUCCGGUUCAGCGUGGACACGGCGGAGUCCGCCGCGGACAGUGUGCCGCGCAUGUCGUCCAAGAACAGGAUACAGGACGCGCGCGCCAGCGGCAGCGACGCAGACCACCCCUCGAUCUUGAGGUCUUUCAAGUCGGACCUGGCCGAGGUCGACACCGUCGUGUUCUACGACCCCCACGGCCAGGACUCCGACGACGACGCGCUGCGCCGCCGGGGGCCCUCCCGGGCCGAGACGUGCCUCCGGGCGCUCUGCGACGCCUGCCUGGCCGCGUGCCCCCGGGGCUCCGCGAGAUAGCCCCCCCCCCUCCUUCAGGGCUGAGGGCGCCCUGCCCCCCUGGCGCCUCCCGCCCUCGGCGGCGCGCGGCGCCGCGCGCGCACAACCCGCCGAGCAUGACGAGGGGCAUUUCUCUGUGCGGAUCACCUCUUGGUGGUCCCAGGGCCCGGUGGCGGCCCCCUGGAGCUGGGCCCACAGGACCUUCUGGAGCGGAGCAUGUCUGCUCCGAUCUUUACGACUCCAUGGAAGCUCGCUCGGCCCGCCCGCGCUGCCUUCGUGGGGCGGUCCGUCGGACCGACGGUGCGCGCUCCGCUCCCCUGCACUGAGCAAACUCCACCGUCUGGGAGCGUUGCCCCUCCAGCGCCGAGG
Prorocentrum cordatum is the source of this 730-nucleotide messenger RNA. The record is from the annotation of a GenBank genome assembly. Lineage: Eukaryota; Dinophyceae; Prorocentrales; Prorocentraceae.